GUUGGAGACGAUUCAGUCAAGUACCUGAUAUGGUAACUAUGUAAUUGUUGUCUCUGAACGGGGGUGAACGGUGCUUCUCUCUUUGGCUGUAUGUUCCCUGCUUCUUUGUGCCCCUUUCUGCCCCUUUCUGCCUCUUUCUGCCUCUUUCUGCCUCUUCUGUGUGUACUUGAUGCUCCUUUAUCCUCAGACGUGCGCGUUUGUAAUUAUCCACAAUGAGUGAUGAUGACUUUGAUGAUGAAUUGGACCUAAUGCUCAGUAAGGCUUCGGCCACCGUGGCCGUGGACUCCAUUGUUCAACAGGCUCCUAACUCACCUCCUGCUUCCAGUGGGCUUUCCUCUGGUAGUUUUGGUGAAGGUAUCUCCCAAAUCUCCACCAUAUCACGCGGUGAUUCAAACCAGCUACAAUCAUCCCGACCAGGCUCUAAAACCUCCUCCUCCUCCAAACAGCAAAGAACCCAGCGAGACCUCUUCGGAAAUGUCGUAUCUAGCAGCCAAAGUACCUCAGAUACCCAGACAUCCAAAAGAUCAGAUAUGGCUAAAGAGGUUCCUACCCAUCACGAACUCGACUACGAAAACCUCAAAUCAUACAUAUAUCCUAUCAAUUAUGAAAUCAGAGACUACCAGUUCAACAUCAUAGAAAAAUGCUUCUACAACAACAUGUUGGUAGCCUUACCUACUGGUUUAGGUAAGACGUUUAUUGCUGCAACCAUCAUUCUCAAUUACUGGCGAUGGUUCCCCAAUUCCAAAAUCAUCUUCAUGGCUCCCACAAGGCCUUUGGUGGCCCAGCAGAUCAAGGCCUGUUUCAAUAUAAUUGGGCUCAAAGACCAGUCAGCAGUGUUGUUGGAUAAGACCAAGAGGAACAGAUUGGAAAUCUGGAAUAGUUUCAGAAUUUUUUUUACCACUCCGCAAGUAGUGGAAAACGACUUGUGCAAUGGUCUUGUUGACCCCAAGUCAGUGAGUCUAUUGGUGGUGGAUGAGGCGCAUAAAGCCAAAGGUAACUAUGCCUAUAACAAUGUAGCCAAGUUCUUGGAUCGGUUUAAUAACAGUUAUAGAAUAUUGGCCUUGACUGCAACUCCUUCAUCCACAGUAGAGGGUAUUAAAGAGAUUGUAGGGAACUUGACGAUAAAUAAAAUCGAAAUCCGAACCGAAAACUCCAUCGAUAUCAUCAAGUACUUCAAACAUAAACGUAUUGACAAGAUAGAUGUGGAUUUUAAUGAUAAUGAAGUUAUCACCAAUUGUUUGAUACAUACAGCCAACGCGGCCGAGCCAUACAUAAAGAUGGCAAAUGAGAGACAUUUGUUCCAACUGAGUGACCCCAAUGACCUUUACAUGUUCAAGUUGCUCGAAAUAACCAAGCGGAACUUGUUGAACAAUAAUUUAAGCGAGGGCCUAAAAUGGCAGAAUCACUUUUUGCUCAAGCUUCUUUUAUUUAAGGCUAAUUGCAUAAAGAAAUUGAAGAUCUAUGGGUUUAAUAACUUUAAAGCUUACUUCAAUGACACAAGAACCAAAGUCCUUGCUUCCAAAAACAAGAUGAUGCUUGAGUUAUUCAGUAGUGCUCCUGUUAAAGAGCUUGUUGGGUACUUGAGUAAAACUCAAGUUCAGUUUGGGCACCCCAAAAUCGAAAUCUUAAUCGAGUACAUCAAUAACUUCUUCAAGACAUCGGAAUAUGACAACUCGAAAGUCAUUAUCUUCUCCGAGCUUAGAGAUUCAGCUUUAGAGAUUGUCAGUACCAUUGAAGCCAUGAAUAACCCCAGACUCAAACCCCAUAUUUUCAUCGGCCAGGCCCCGGACUCCAAUCCUGAAGUGGUGGACAAGCAAAAUGGAGGACCCAAACGUUCUUCAUCCGAGGAUGCUAAGUUAAAAGGAAUGAACCAGAAAGUUCAGAAACAAUUGAUCAAGGACUUUAAGACUGAGAAGUAUAACAUCUUGGUUGCAACCUCUAUUGGUGAAGAAGGUUUGGACAUUGGUGAGGUUGAUUUGAUUGUGUGCUAUGAUACAAGCGCCUCGCCCAUCAAAAACGUUCAAAGAUUGGGAAGAACAGGAAGAAAGAGAGAUGGUAACAUAUUGAUGCUUUUCUCUGAUAACGAAAGAUCCAAGUUUGACAAAGCCAUGGACAACUAUGAGUGGAUCCAAAAAUUCAUUGUACGUAAAGAAGCGGAGUUGGUUCAGGAUUGUACUCGAGUUAGGAUCAUCCCGUCAGGUUUCAGGCCUGCCUUGGAGAAGAAGUUUAUUGUGCCAGAAGAAAUUGAGGUGGACGACAAUGAUGAGAUCAUCAAGAUCGCAAUGAGCUAUAUGAACAAGAAAACCAAGGGGGGGUCGGUUACUAAAGCCUCUUCAAAGUCGGCUGCAAAUAAGACAAAAUCAAAGAAGUCGAAAGGUGUGGAGAAGAUUGAAAAACGGUUUUUCAUGCCAGACAACGUUGAGUCUGGGUUUCGGAACGUUACGGACAUGUUGAAGUCUGUUGACAAGAACAAAAGAGCUCGAUCUCCGCCCUUGCUGCAGGAACUUAUUGACACGUCGUUUAUGUCUGAUGCUUCAUUCAACAGGACUCUGGAAAAGGAAAACGUCGUUGAGAUACCUCCUGUGAAGUCUGCUCCUGUGAAGUCUGCUCCUACAAAGUCUGCUCCUACAACGUCUGCUCCUACAAAGUCUGCUCCUACAAAGUCUGCUCCUACAAAGUCUGCAACCGAAUCUGUGCCCGUCAAAUCUGCACCAGUCUAUCAGGUUUUGAGGGCCUCCCAGAAGUCGUUAGGAACCAAGAAACUAAAGCUUGAAUCCGGUGCCACCAGCACUCAACUCCCCCAAACUGAUAUUAGUCCGCGUGGUGUGGCAGCCAGCAAAGAUGAAACAUUUUCUGACUUCGAUGACUUCGAUGACUUCGAUGACUUCGAUGACUUUGGAAAUGAAAAACUCCUGGUAAAACAAGUGGAAAUCAUCACUUUCACUAAAGAGACUCCGGUAAAGUGUGGGUUAGGUGUUGACAAUCCGAUGGAGACCGCUCUGGCACCCGACAGUCAGGAUGAUCAGCUAGUUGAUAACAGGUUCCACCCCCAGGAUGGAUUCCUUUCCUCUCAAGAAAAGGUGCAACUCUAUACCAACUACUACAACCCCAUUCCUCCUGAUAUCAAAUUCUACGACCCAAUUCACAGUUCUUGCAGCCAGUUGAGUAGCACCAAGACCAAACGUUUCAACGAAACCAUGAAAAAUAUGGACACUUUGACGGCCAAAAAAGCCCAGACCCAACUUAAGCUGUAUAUAGAAAUGGUCAAGGGUUCGGAUACUAACUCUCGAGCAUCAUGCAUAGAGUAUUUAAAUACCCAUAUAGAAUAGGCGGUGAGGUGCCAAACGGUUACCCGCACGCCGCUCCAAUCCAAAUAUAAAUAUCACC
This is a messenger RNA of Yamadazyma tenuis ATCC 10573, 3387 nucleotides long. It is a transcript of the gene MPH1, whose product is annotated as 3'-5' DNA helicase. Gene Ontology annotation, biological process: interstrand cross-link repair; double-strand break repair via synthesis-dependent strand annealing. Gene Ontology annotation, molecular function: four-way junction helicase activity; ATP binding; four-way junction DNA binding. The record is from RefSeq and is a predicted model, not a curated record. Lineage: Eukaryota; Fungi; Ascomycota; Pichiomycetes; Serinales; Debaryomycetaceae.